This is a messenger RNA of Uncinocarpus reesii 1704, 2142 nucleotides long. RefSeq lists its product as uncharacterized. The record is from RefSeq and is a predicted model, not a curated record. The transcript has 3 exons. NCBI's taxonomy places the organism in Eukaryota, Fungi, Ascomycota, Eurotiomycetes, Onygenales, Onygenaceae. The coding region runs from base 1 to 2142 and encodes 713 amino acids. Gene Ontology annotation, molecular function: protein dimerization activity.
AUGAACCAAGAUCCUUCACUGGCAUCAUGGUCUGACCAUGUGCCGGAAGACUCUCUGAUCUCGGGCUCCGGCGAGGACUUUUCAAAUAUCCUUGACUUCGAGUUUGACCUAGCCGACCUAGAAAGCGCUGUUGACCAACAUGGUCGGGCCAUUACCACCUCCGCGUCGCAAACGCCGGCUUCUAUGGUGCACGAUACUCAGUUGACUGGAAUGGAGGGGAUCGAAACGACUCAACCCCACCAAUACCCGACGUCGUUUGUGGAACAAAUGCGGUCUAUUGAUAUGCAGGGAGUCAAUUGCAUGCAGUCUCAAGUGAAUCAAACGUCUGUCUAUUUUCAAAAACAACAGCAGCAGCCUCAACAAGGUAUCAUGCCACAAAGCUUUGGGCAACCACAUCAAUUUGUCCCACCUACACCGAACAGCACCGAGUUACACGGUGGUGUGGGACGGUAUCCCCCUCAGCUAGAUUCUGCAACCCAGCGGCACUAUGAACCCUAUACUCGAGCCACCGAUGAUCCAAGCGCCUUCACCCCGUUGAUAUCGCCCGCAAUGACCCCACUAGAACAGCAACUUCGGUUUCCAGAAUACGCUACUCCUGGCGAAUAUCUUACUCCGUUGACUUCGCCUGCCCUGGAGGCACAUGGUUCCAAUGGAAACGGGCUCGUUUUUGGCCAAACUUCAGGAGUCGAUAUGGGUUUUAUCACCUCGCAUGCAGAAAUGACACACCCGUUACCUACCAAUACGACCCCUUCCUCCCCUGCGAUAAUCAGGAGAAAUCGGCGUAGAUCUUCCAUCGCAUCAAGGCCUAACGCUCGUUUGGUGCGACAGUCCCCUUCUAUGAGGCCUGCUAGCAGUCGCCAAAAGUCACGGCCAGGUUCCGCCGUCCUCUCCGGCACUGAUAACCGCUUAUGGAAUAAGGAUAUCUCUCAAGAUCCGUCGCUGGCAUUGAGAAAGGCUGGCUCUCAGCAAGGCAGCAGUACUGAAAGUUCAGGCCAAGAUUCUGUUUCACCAGAGCCGCUAAACGAGCCAUUGAUGCCACCGCCAGCCCUUCCGCGUGUCUUUAAGUCACCCUUCAUGGGGGCUCAAGAGUCAAGCUCGGAAAUAAGAGCACGGGAAGCAGCUACGCCAGCAACGUUGAUGAAAUUGCAAAGGCAGCCUCCUCAAGCUACUUCUGGCAAUCGGUUCUCGAGACCUGGCUCUGUUGUGGUUUGUGAUGUGCCUGAGGAAUCUAUGGAAGAUAUCUCACUCCCAGAACCGGCUACAAAUGUUGAUCAUGCUGCUGUUUCAACCAGCAGUACUCUCGCAGAAGUGAAUGAACCAACGCCAAAGUUAGCGGCGAAACAGGCACCUGUUCUGAAAUCCCUGAAUGAAACAAGUCGUUCAGGAACAACUUCAGUUACCCCCAGCCCUCAGAUUGGCGCCAUGGGUUCUCCAAUGGGCCCUGUUGGUUUAAAAAGGGCAGAUUCAAAGCCAGGAGGAAGAACUUCUAAAAAACGACAAAGCGGGAGCACGUCCCAGAUGAGCCCGGCUCUAAGGCCGAAAAUCAGUCCAAGUAUACAGCCUCUAAUUCGUGGGGAAGGCAUUUCGUCAGAAACAUCAGCACUUUACCUAGCUUCAAAGUCAAACUAUCAGCACAUUCUCGAAGGAACGCUGCUCCCAGGAGUCACCUACCCAGAAACUCUAGCCGAGAACCUGAGUUCGAAACGGACAAAUCAUAAGCUUGCGGAACAAGGACGACGCAAUCGCAUCAACACAGCUCUUAAAGAAAUAGAAGGCUUACUCCCCCCUUCCUUAACUAAUGACAAAAGUAGGGAGAAGGAUAAGGCUGAGGCGGGGACAUCGAGGUCUCCGGACAAACCUGCAUCCCAUCAACCAAUCAGCAAAGCGAGUACGGUGGAGCUUGCCAUUGUUUAUAUCAAAGAAUUGCAGAAGGAGCUCGCUGAAACCAAAGAGAAGCUAAAACAAGCAGAAACAAGGACUGAAAACAUUGCAAGCCCAAGCAUAAAACCUCAGAAUUUGAAAGGCGAAAAGCAAGUGAUCGAACAUGAGAGGCCGGUCCCCAAAGCACCUGUCACAACAGGAUUAUCUGGAGACCCGACCGAAUCAAAACUUGCAAAUAACGACUUGCAUGUUUCGGAAUGA